UUUGAUCUAAAGGAGCUAGGCUCAAAAAUGUCAGUUCAGGAAUAUCUGGAUAAGCAUUUGCUUUCUCGUAAAAUUGAAGAUGUUGUAAAUGCUGCUGUUAGAGCUAAGGCUCCAGACCCUGUAUUGUUCAUCUCGAAUCAUAAGAGGAAAGCAGUCCGUUGUGUGAUCACGAAGAUUAAAGCUAGGCAAAUCCUCGAUAGCAAAGGGGUUCCCACUGUAGAAGUCGACCUUUACACGAAUAAAGGGAUGUUUAGAGCUGCAGCUCCGAGCGGAACUUCUUCUGGAAUGUAUGAGGCUUUUGAGUUACGUGAUGGUGACAAUGGGAAAUAUCUUGGAAAAGGUGUUAGCAGAGCUGUUAAAAAUAUCAACGAGAAGGUCUCUGAAGCUCUAGUUGGAAAGGAUCCAACACAGCAUUCCCAAAUUGACCAGGCUAUGAUAGACUUGGACAAGACUGAAAAUAAGGGUGAACUUGGCGCAAAUGCUAUACUAGCCGUUUCAAUUGCUGCUUGUAAAGCUGGUGCCGCCGAGAAGGAGGUCCCACUUUACAAGCACAUAACAGAUCUCUCUGGUAAAAUCAGCCUCGUUCUUCAUGUCCAUGCCUUCACAGUUAUUAGUGGUGGAAAACACGCGGGAAAUAAUUUGUCCAUCCAAGAAAUCAUGAUUCUUCCUGUUGGUGCAAACUCAUUUGAAGAGGCAGUGCAAAUGGGCUCCGAGACAUAUCAUCAUCUAAAGGAUAUUAUCAUCGAAAAGUACGGAAGAAAUGGAUGCAAUGUCGGUGAAGAUGGUGGAUUUGCUCCAAAUAUCUCAAGUUUCACUGAAGGCUUGGAUCUCGUCAAGCAGGCAAUUAACAUAGCAGGUUAUAGUGAGCGAAUUAAGAUAGCCAUGGAUGUUGCGGCUGCUGAUUUUUGCAUAGGUACAAAGUAUGAUUUAGACUACAAAUCUCCCAAUAAAUCGGGGCAGAAUUUCAAGACAACAGAAGAUAUGGCCGAGCUAUAUACAGAACUCUGCAAAGUUUACCCAAUUGUGUCUAUUGAGGAUCCGUUUGACAAGGAUGACUGGGAACAUACAAAGUUAUUUACAAGCCUUGGGAUCGGCCAAGUUGCUGGAGAUGACUUGUUGAUGUCAAACCCGAAACAUACUGAGAAAGCAAUAGAUGAAUUCACUUGCAAUGCACUCGUUUUGAAGGUGAAUCAGAUUGGAACUGUUACUGAAGCCAUUGAAGCUGUGAAGCUAUCUAAGGAUGCCAACUGGGGAGUAGUAACUUCCCAUAGAUGUGGGGAGACUGAAGAUUCCUUCGUAGAUGAUUUAGCUGUUGGCCUGUCCACUGGUCAGAUUAAAGCAGGUGCACCUAUCCGGGGUGAACGGCUUCCAAAAUAUAACUAG
Molecule: messenger RNA, 1383 nt
Organism: Papaver somniferum (opium poppy)
Lineage: Eukaryota; Viridiplantae; Streptophyta; Magnoliopsida; Ranunculales; Papaveraceae
Product: cytosolic enolase 3-like
Exons: 12
Coding region: 28-1383 (451 amino acids)
Biological process (GO): glycolytic process
Cellular component (GO): phosphopyruvate hydratase complex
Molecular function (GO): magnesium ion binding; phosphopyruvate hydratase activity
Source: RefSeq, a predicted model, not a curated record